Messenger RNA from Haliotis rufescens (red abalone), 414 nucleotides. RefSeq lists its product as uncharacterized. NCBI's taxonomy places the organism in Eukaryota, Metazoa, Mollusca, Gastropoda, Lepetellida, Haliotidae. The record is from RefSeq and is a predicted model, not a curated record. The coding region runs from base 52 to 414 and encodes 120 amino acids. The transcript is spliced from 2 exons.
GAUAAUGAAAAAUAGUAUUUACUGAACACUCACUUUACGAUAAGGAAAUGAAUGGCGACCAAAACAGAAACACAGAUGUCAUUUGACAGUGUCAAUAGCGAACGUUCCACGAUUAAUAUGCCAGGUCAACUUCCAAUGUUAAACGGAAACAACAGAAUAGAUCACAACAAAUGUCGGUACCCCCACUGCAUUGUGUGGACACCGAUACCUUGUAUAACGUGGCUUUUCCCAUUCAUCGGACACAUGGGAAUUGCAACGACCUCCGGUGUCAUUCGAGACUUUGCAGGACCAUAUUUUGUUUCAGUAUGUAAUUGGAAACACUCAAUUUUGAUAUAUGUGAAGAUACAAAAUGCAACAUUCUUGUUGACAAGGAUGAUAGAUAAAAAGAUUAAUCUAGCCAGUGCACUCCCCUAA